This is a messenger RNA of Gadus morhua (Atlantic cod), 3858 nucleotides long. RefSeq names its product peroxisomal biogenesis factor 5-like a (gene pex5la). Gene Ontology annotation, molecular function: protein binding. Gene Ontology annotation, cellular component: cytosol; peroxisomal membrane. The transcript is spliced from 14 exons. Bases 437 to 2269 code for a protein of 610 amino acids. Lineage: Eukaryota; Metazoa; Chordata; Actinopteri; Gadiformes; Gadidae. The record is from RefSeq and is a predicted model, not a curated record. Gene Ontology annotation, biological process: protein import into peroxisome matrix, docking.
GCAGGCGGGAGGAGAGCUGAUGUUCACCAAGGAUGGAGAUCUGAAAGUGGUUGUUUUCGGUCCUUUCUUCUUCUUUUUUUUUUUUUUCAACCAAAGCAGCAUUUCUUAGAAGCUUUUUUUUCACAGCACACUAAGGGACGAGUACAAGUUCGAUAUCGCACUCGUCUGUCGUUUUUCCAUGACAAACUGGUAAUAACUCAUGGCAAAAACUGAAACGUUCAGCACCCGAGUCGAGGACAGCUCUAGUCUAAUCCUGUCUCAUCAACACUAAAAAUAUCACUAUAGGGCGACCUAUGAACAAAUUCGGUGUGCUUGUUUAAGUAACUAUUUUCAGACACCAUAAAGCGACAACCGCCAAUGUAACGCUGUCUCGCAACCUGGGGAGAAGUCUAGAGAUCCGGGGAGGGAGGAAUCCGCGAAUGACUGUGCUCUCAAUAUGUACCAGGGACACUUACAGGGCAAGGACUCUAGGGCUGCAGAUAAGACUGUGGCCAUGGUCCUGAAGGAGAUACCGAGUAAGGCGUCCUCUGAAGGGAAGCCCCUCCUCCCGGUGACUACGAAGCUGGUGAGCGAGCAACAGGAGAGCCGGCCACUACUCAGCCCCUCCAUCGACGACUUUCUGUGCGAGACCAAGUGUGAUGGCUCCCGCCCUCGCCCCGUCACGUCCAACACUGCUGUGCUGUCCUCAGCCCUGGACCUCCUGGACCUCAGUGAGCCCAGCGAGCAGAGGAACGGCCGGGACAAGAGGAGCCCCCUGGCGUCCCGCGGGGAGACCCCGAAAGGCGCCGCGCUCCGGAAGAGGACCGAGGAGACGGAGCUGAUCCAGGUGGAGGUGGAGCACGCCGCCCUGACCACUCGCACGCCAGAGAGGCGCUCGCUGGAUUCAGGCAGAGUCGACAUUUCGUCUACGCUGGAUAAAUGGGAGGAGCUGAAUCCCAACGGGAACAAGAAAUGGAAAUUGGAUCGGCGACGUUCGUCGAGGAACUCCUCGAAUGAAUUCCUGUGGUCGACCGACUGCAAAGCUCAAUCAGACCCAUCAAACAAGAACUCAGAGGCAAACACCAAAGCGGAGCCGGAAUGUGCUCUAGCAUCUCAAGGUCGUCUGACUAAGGAACCCAAGUGGGGCAGUGCGCUCCUCUCCAGGAACCAGUCCCUCGAGGAGGAGUUUGAGCGCGCCAAGGCCGCCGUGGAGUCGGACACCGAGUUCUGGGACAAGAUGCAGGCGGAGUGGGAGGAGCUGGCCCGGAGGAACUGGCUCACGGAGAACGAGCAGGCUCAGAUGCCUUCCUCCGUCUCGCCGCACGAGAAGGGUUACUACUUCCACACGGACAACCCCUACAAAGAGCACCACAACGCCUUCGAGGAGGGCCUGAAGAAGUCCCAGGAGGGGGAUCUGCCCAACGCCGUCCUGAUGCUGGAGGCCGCCAUCCUGCAAGACCCUCACGACUCUGAGGCGUGGCAGGUCUUGGGGACCACCCAGGCUGAGAAUGAGAACGAGCAGGCAGCCAUUGUCUCCCUCCAGAGGUGUCUGGAGCUCCACCCCAACAACCUGGCGGCGCUCAUGGGUCUGGCCGUCAGCCUGACCAACACGGGCAUGCGGCAGGAGGCGUGCGAGGCCCUUCUGCGCUGGCUGCGCCACAACCCCAAGUACAAGCACCUGGUCAAGGGCAAGAGCCAGCCCAACGGCUCCCCGGGGUCCCAGCGGCGGAUGUCUCGCGUCUCCACCGUGGGCCGCUACGAGUGCAGCCUGCUCCCAGAGGCGCGGGAGCUGUUCCUGGAAGGGGUGAGGAACAACUGCGACAGCGUGGACCCCGACCUGCAGACGGGCCUGGGGGUGCUCUACAACCUCAGCGGGGAGUUCAACAAGGCCGUGGAGGCCUUCAACGCCGCCCUCUCAGUGCGGCCACAGGACUACCUGCUGUGGAACCGCCUGGGGGCCACGCUGGCUAACGGGGACCGCAGCCAGGAGGCAGUGGAGGCCUACACCAAGGCCCUGGAGCUCCAGCCAGGCUUCAUCCGCUCCCGCUACAACCUGGGCAUCAGCUGCAUCAACCUGGGGGCACACAGGGAGGCGGCCGGUAACUUCCUGACGGCCUUGAGUCUGCAGAGGAAGAGCAGAAGCCACCAGCUGUCCCACCAGGUGAUGUCGGGGAACAUCUGGGCCGCGCUGAGGAUCGCCCUGUCCAUGAUGGACCAGCCGGAGCUCUUCCAAGCGGCCAACCUCGGAGACCUGGAUCUCCUCAUCAAGGCCUUCAACCUGGACAUUUGAGGGGGUGUAGUCACCAUAGGAUAGACCCCCUCCCCCCCUCCCAAACCAGUCCCACGUCUCUCCAAAACAAACCCAAACCUGAGAGUCCAAAGUGCUUGUUGAAGAAUGGACUGUUUUUUUAGGGAAUGACUGUGCUUCCUUUUGCACGGUGGUUUUAAAAAACAACACCCGACGGUUCUAUAUAUUUUUUCGAAGCCGUUUUCGUAGGAGAGGUUGAUGCUUUAAUUGGCGACUUUGAGAUGGAUUUCUGCUGCACUGUAAAUGGUGAUUUCCCCGAAGAGCACAAGGACGGGCAGAGAUUAUACAAGCAAUGCCUUAGAGAACCCGUCAAUUAAAAGCCCCACUCAUCUCGCGGAGGAGAAGUGUGGCUUUGGGACAGGAGAUGGAGGAAGACGUCACAGAGAACUAUUUUGAUCACGUGUACAGAGCAGAUGUUUUGUAAAAGAAUUUAAAAAAAAACUUAAAUAGACUUUGGGAUCCAACUACUUACUUCAGGACAAUGUCACCUUAGAGGAAAGUGUUUAGGGAGUGGACAAGGAAACGCAUGAACUGGGACAUUUUCUGUUUGUUGGUUUUUACCCAUCCAUGUUCAAAACAUUGCAUGCGUAGGUCAUUUCCAUAGUGGGACAUUGGACAUUUAAAUGACCUUCAAAUAUUUUCUCAUUGCACUUCAAGGGACUAUGCUCUUCGUAUAAGGGGGGGCGGAGCGAGCCUCACUGGAACGCAUGCAUACAAUAAUAUUUAUUUACGUUUUUUUAUAAAAACAAAAUGCUAAGCCAUUUUUGGGCUGGAGUGAAUUUCGUUAACCAUAGCUUCGUUCACUCUUUAGUAUUUUGUUUGUUUGUUUAUGUCUUUGUUUAGCUUUUUUCGCUUUCUAAAUCAAAAAAUUGCACACUAAAAAUUGCAUUUGCAUCUGUAACCCUUUACAAGUUGUACUUAAUAGUACCGAUUCAAGGUACGCCUGUUCACUUUUUUUAAUCUCUGAUGACUUUCGAACUAGUAGGCACUAGGCAGCAUUACAUAUUAUGAUGCAAUUUCAGCAUCAGCAGCCAAUCUUCUAGAACUCCUACCAAUUAUUUAUAUUUCUUCUGCACCAUGAAAUACAUAAAAAAAAAUACACAUUAGAAAACCAAAAUGAAUCCAACCACAAGCGUCAAUCAUAUUUUAAUCAGUAUUCUAGGAUUGAAUAUAUCUGCUUACAUGACAGCUGACUUUCUUAAAUCUCAGCAUACUUUUACCGUUGAGGAAGAGAAGAUGAAUAACAAUGAUAACAAAUCGAUCGUUCUAAUCCCCGUACAUACCAUUCAAGUGUUCAAUGUUCAAUAUUCCCCCGUUCUGUUUCUUUCACUCUCUGUUGCACAAGCUCAAAAAGAAUUCCCUAGAUUGCAAUGUUGUAACGGACCAUAUGCCCUAAAAUUGUUGGCCUACCUGUCUCUAGUUUGAAAGUCGCUCUGGGGAGAGAGGUAUGUCAACAAGGCUAGCCGAGCAUCGGACUGUAAAUGACAGCCCUGCCCUGUAGCAAAAACAUUAUUUUAGCAUUGUUUAGCGCGCUCUCUCUCUCUCUCUCUCUCUCUCUCUCUCUCUCUCUC